Molecule: messenger RNA, 3339 nt
Organism: Doryrhamphus excisus (bluestripe pipefish)
Lineage: Eukaryota; Metazoa; Chordata; Actinopteri; Syngnathiformes; Syngnathidae
Source: RefSeq, a predicted model, not a curated record
UGUCCAAUCAGAAGCGAGCAGAGCACAACAAGGGCUCCAUGUUUGAUCAGCCGCUCUCCUUCACCUACUCGGGCUCCGUGUCUACGCACUUUGGCCAAGGCUUCAAGCUAACGGCUAUACUCGAGGGGGUUCCACCCGGGAGGAUGUAGCCGUACUCCCACACCCAAAUGCUGCCGUCACACCGGACCGUUUCAACAACAAUGGAAUUGGCUGACUGAACCCUGGCAUGUAGGCUGUGGAAGAAAUAACUGUAACCGCCACAGUGGCAUAAUGUUCACAGUGACAGAGUUUGCAUCCUUGAAUGAAGUGCAGCCGACGUACCGUAUCCUGAAACCAUGGUGGGACGUCUUCAUGGACUACCUGACCCUAGUCAUGCUGAUGCUGGCCCUGUUCGCCAUGACCAUGCAGAUCACAAAGGACCAGGUAGCUUGCCUUCCUUUAAUGGAGGAAUCACAGGAGGCCGCAGGAGACGACAAUCAACAAAGCACAGGGAUCAAGACCAAUUUGGACUUUCAGCAGUACAUGUUUAUUAACCAAAUAUGUUAUCACCUUGCCUUGCCGUGGUAUUCCAAAUAUUUCCCCUACCUGACCCUCAUCAACACCCUCAUCCUGAUGAUCAGCAGCAAUUUUUGGUUUAAAUUUCCCAAGACCAGCUCCAAAAUUGAGCAUUUUGUCUCGAUUCUUUGUCGAUGUUUUGAGUCACCUUGGACCACCAAGGCUGUAUCCGAAACGGCCUGCGAAGACUCCGAGGAGAACAAACAGAGGUUGAGUGGCACCUCUUUUGCACAUAAUAAGGCUUCUUUGGAGGGGAAAGAGGACGGCUCAAACGCCGCCCCGAGCUCCCCCAAGCUUGGAGGGGUGGUCUCUGCAGAUAAGCCCAUUGCAGAAGCUCCUAUCAGUAUGCCCAUCUUGGAUAAAAAGGACGGGGAGCAGGCCAAGGCCCUGUUUGAGAAAGUGAGGAAGUUCCGAGCUCACGUGGAAGAUGACGAUUUUAUUUACAGGUUUUAUGCAGCGCAGACCAUUUUCAAAACUGUCACGUUCAUUACCAUGCUUUCCCACACGUCAAGCUUUCUGGUUCAAAUAAAGUUUGUACACAUCUGUGAGAAUGACGUCAAAUCGUUAGUAGGGUACGGACGUUUUUUUUGUACGCAUAACAUGGCUUUCAUGUUGGAUAAGAUGCUGAUUUGCUACAUAGCUCUGAUGAUAAUGUAUGGAAUAGUGUGUCUCUACUCUCUCUUAUGGAUCUUCCGAGGACCUCUGAAGGAGUAUUCCUUUGAGAAGGUCAGGGAAGAGAGCAGUUUUAGUGACAUUCCUGAUGUCAAAAACGACUUUGCAUUCCUCCUACACAUGGUUGACCAAUACGAUCAGCUCUACUCCAAACGCUUCGGCGUCUUCCUGUCUGAAGUUAGCGAGAACAAGCUGAGGGAGAUUAGCCUCAAUCACGAGUGGAACUUCAAAAAAGCCAGAAAGUGUGUGACGCGCAACGCACAAGACCAGCAGGAACUGCACCUUAAGAAUCUUUUCGGUCUCCCCAAUGUGGUCUUUGACCUCACAGACUUAGAAGUGCUAAAGUUGGAGAAGAUUCCUGAAGUGAGAUUCUCUGCCAAAGUCUCUCAGAUGACCAGCCUGAGGGAGCUCCAUCUCUAUGAGUGUCCCGCCAAAGUGGAGCAGACCGGUUUUGCGUUCCUCCGCGAUCAUCUUUACAGCCUGCAUGUCAGCUUCACGGAUGUCGCAGAGAUCCCCACGUGGGUCUACUUGCUGAGGAACCUGCGAGAAUUUAACCUCGUCGGGAACUUGAGCUUGGAAAGUAACAGGAUGGUUGGUCUGGAGUCCAUGCGGGACUUGAAGCACUUGAAGACAUUACACCUGAAGAACAACCUCACCAAAUUGCCCACAAACAUCACAGAUGUGUCGCAGCACCUCAUCAAGUUAGUGGUGCACAAUGAUGGCACUAAACUCCUGGUGCUCAAUAGUCUGAAAAAGAUGAUCAACCUCAUUGAACUGGAGCUGCUUAGCUGUGAACUUGAGAGGAUACCGCACGCCAUUUUCAGCCUGAUCAACCUCCAGGAGCUCGAUCUGAAGUCCAACAACAUCCGGACCAUAGAGGAGAUCGUCAGCUUCCAGCACCUCAAGAGGCUGACGUGUCUGAAACUGUGGCACAACAAAAUAACCACCAUCCCGGCCUCCAUCGGCCAGGUCAAGUCCCUGGAGUCUCUCCACCUCUCGCAUAAUAAACUGGAGUCCCUCCCUCCGGCUUUGUUCAAGCUCCCCAAACUCCGACAUUUAGAUGUGGCCCACAACUUCAUCACGGUUCUCCCCCCAGAUGUGGGCCUCCUGCUGGACCUGCAGCACCUGGAUAUCACUUCCAACAAGCUGGAGGUGUUGCCCAAACAUAUGUUCAAGUGCACCAAGCUGAGAGUGUUGUGCUUGGGCCACAAUGCCCUCACCGACCUGCCGGAAGCCGUGGGCGAGCUGGUUCAGCUCACUCACCUGGAGCUCCGAGACAACUGUCUGUACAGGCUGCCUUCACAGCUUGGCAACUGCCGCCGGCUGCACCGAAACGACCUGCUGGUGGAGGACCACCUCUACGAAAUGCUGCCUGUGGAGGUGAAGGAGAGCAUCAGCCGAGACUACAGUAUGGCCAGUAGCAGUGCCUUAUAGCGCUAACGCUAACGCUAACGUAAUGGGCUGGCCUGCUUGGAGGCAUUGUAUUUUUAUGAUGGCUACACAAGUGAAUGUGGUUCCAAAGGCUUGUCUUACUUAGUUGGUCUCUCGACGUAGAAAGUCAAUGAAUGUGGACCUGGUGUUUGUGUAUCGUCUUCAACGUCAAGCCUCUCAGGUAUAAUUGUCUACACGCUACAUCGUGUUGUUCCACAAUGGGCCCCCGAAAAACAUUCGUUUUUCUCAUUUUGUUCUGCACAAAUACUUCAAGAAUGUUUAACUGCUCCUUUUUUGUCACGGUUCAGGUUUUCAGGGUUUUGGUGGCAUCUGUGUCACAUAGAUAAUCAAAAACACAAAGUUGUGGAAAUUAUUUAUUUGCAUAUCAGCAUGUCAGCAAAUGUCCUGUGAAUUUGUCUUUGAGGCUGGCAGGACAUUGACACCGUUUGUCAAGCUGUAAAAUCGAAACCUAGGAUAGACCUGUGUAUGAUAUCACCCUUUGUGUUAGAAGAAAGAACUAAACCUGUCUGCCUUUUAUAUCUUUUCAAUGUAUUUUUACGUGUCGUAGGUCAAUGUAUUCAUCAUCAGAGCUGCUGUAUCACCUUAGUGUCCGAUGCUCACAAGCUGAUAUAUCUUUUAUGGCUCAAUAAAAGAUUUUUAAUGACGCCGUUGCAUCAAUAU